AUGACUGAGAAUGUGCGAGUUUCUUCGGAAUUGUCAAAGCAAAGUAUUCAGUCACGGUUUGAAGUUGAUUUUGAUAAGAAAAUCAUUCCCGAUACACCGCCGAACACCAUUCAAGGAUUUGUGGUUCAUAUGAAAUGUGAUCGUUUCAUGGAAAUUUUUCGUGAUGGCGACCAUGCUAUAAUGUUUCGAGAUAAUAAUUUCUGGCUUUUUAUCGAUAACAAUAUUGAUGUGAAUGUUAGCGAUGCACUUGCUCAAUACAGAUCAACAUUUAAAGAGCUUAAUGCAUUGCCGUUGAGUGAUUUGUUUAUUGCGAAGCAAACUGAAUACUUGCCAAUGCGUUGGAUACUUUUCGAUGCAUAUAAAAUAGAUUACGGCAAUGAUAUUGAUAUUUAUCCAAAUGGAAUAAUUGAAACCAGUGCAAAUGGUACUUUGAUGCUAAGUGGAUUGAAUGUGUUUGCGAGACGAAGACAAAAUCUCAAAGGGCUUUCGAUCCCUUGUGGCUUAGUGAUUGCAUAUCCAGAGAAAUUCACCUAUGUUGAUGAUCCAGUGACAAAUCAUAUUGACAUCUUCACCAAAGCAUACAUCAAACUGGCUCAGAAUCUUCGUGAAGAUUUAAAUAUCGAUUGUCAAGUCAUACAAGUGGAUAAUUACGGAUAUUUGGAAAACGGUACGUUCUCUGGCAUUAUGGGAUUAUUUCAAAGGAAAAAAAUUCGCAUGGCUUUACACGCCUUUACAAUGCGCCCAGAACGUCUGCUUUUCACUGAUUUUGCUGGAAACAUAUUCAAACCAAGAACGCCAUUGAUUUUUCGACAGCCACCAUUAAGUACUGCUUCGAAUAUCUAUGUAUUAACUCUUGCAAUGGACUUUCUGCAUCCAUUAAUUCGUUCGACAUUCCACUCGUUUGAUGUAUUGACAUUUAUUCUGGGCGCUUUGUGCCAACAGGGUUCUCACUUGAGUAUUCCAACCAUUUCCGGCAGGUUAUUUGUUUUGACCACUUUUCUCUCAAUGUUAGCUCUUUUCACAUCUUACUCCGCGAGCAUUGUUGCAUUAUUGCAAAGCCCUAGCGAUUAUAUAAAAACAUUAGACGACUUGAUAGCGUCCCCAAUGAAGGUGGCUAUUCAGGAAUCAGGCUACGCCCACUUUUAUGUAACAACGAACUAUUCGGGAAUAAGCGAACUUUAUGAGAAAAAGAUAAAGCCACAUGGUUCCAAAGGAUGGAUCUAUGAUCCUUUUGUCGGUAUUGAGAGGGUUCGCAAAGAAUUAUUUGCGUUUCAAGUGGACAGCCCUUCGGCUUACAAAGCAAUUGAUAAAACAUUCUCAAAUGCAGACAAAUGUAGCUUAAAGGAAUUUCAAGUGAUCGUUUUGCAAUCGUAUACAAUUCCUGUCGAGAAGAACAGUGGAUACAAGGAACUGGUAAAACAAAGAGUUACGUGGCAAAAAGAGGUUGGUUUAUUGCAACGCGAAGAAAUACGAUGGAUUCGAAAGAAGCCAGAAUGUGAAACGGGUCAAGCUGAAUUCAUUCCCGUUGAUAUGAAUGUCAUUAAGCCGGUGAUCAUUCUAUUAUUAAUUGGCUAUGUUUUGUCUAUAAUUGUUGCAUUAUCGGAACGAAUUUAUUGGUCGUUGAAGACAAAACGUCAAAUUAUACUGAUUGUCCCAUCAGGUUGGAGAAAAUCCAGCCAAUAA
Contarinia nasturtii (swede midge) is the source of this 1683-nucleotide messenger RNA. Its product is annotated as glutamate receptor 1-like. Bases 1 to 1683 code for a protein of 560 amino acids. NCBI's taxonomy places the organism in Eukaryota, Metazoa, Arthropoda, Insecta, Diptera, Cecidomyiidae. The record is from RefSeq and is a predicted model, not a curated record. Gene Ontology annotation, cellular component: membrane. The transcript is spliced from 9 exons. Gene Ontology annotation, molecular function: ligand-gated monoatomic ion channel activity.